AUGGCGGCCGGGCCGCGCCGUGAGGAAGAGCGGAGGCAGCAGGAGGAGGAGGAGGAAGAUGAGGAGGAGCAGAGGGUCCCCCCUAUUGCAACAACCCCACCGCAUCGCUGCUGGAAGGAGGAAUCGCUAAGCCAGAGCAGCAGUGAGACUCAGGCAUCGGCUACCAGCGGCAUCUCCCUAGGAGAAGCGAUACGUCAGAGAUCUGCCAUUAAUCAGGAAAUUGAGUCGUGGUAUCAGCUUCCACCAGAAGUGGAUGCCAGCCACUUAACUGCUGCCUCGGAGACGAAGCUUGGCCUGACUUGUGAUAGAAAUGACCUGACAGAGUUCCCUACGCUGGAGGAAGGAGCGUUGUCUUCAGCAGAAGCAUCCAGAAGGCAGUAUCCUGUAGAUACGUCACGUGGCUUAUUGCUGGAUAUUCAGGACAGUCAGUUCUCUCCCUGUCUUCCCCUGCUGACGUAUUCAACACAAGGCCGGAGGUUUUCAGAUGAGACGCUUCUCCAGCAAUCAGAAAUGGAUUUUAUUCCUUUAAGAGGAGUCCCUGAUGUUUCUGGUGCUUCUGAGGAGCAUUCAAAGUCUUUGCACAUACAAGAAGCUGGGUGUCUGGCAGAUGCAGGAGAACCCUCUGAUGCACCCAGUGACUGCUUUACUUUGUCUCAGCAUCCGCUUCCAUUCAGGCACGGGGAACCUUGUGAUGCCAGUUCUAGUGGUGGUUUGUCUCAGCAAGCCUUUUGUUUUUCUGGACUUGUGGACAAGGAGGCAAAUGAAGACUGUAAAAACGACACUAAUCGAAAGACACUGAUCCCCCAAACAGGUGACAGUUUAGCAAGCUCCACUUCAAAAACAAUGCUGAUCCAGGAAAGUAGACUGAACAAAAUGGAAGCUUCUCUUGCAAAGCAGACCUGUUGUACAUCUGCAAAAGAUGAACAUUUCUCUUGUGACGACAAUGUGAAAGCUCCCGGUUUCGAGCUUGCAGAGAAGGAAAAGGGGUUAUUGAGGCAGGAUGAGUUCUCAUCUUCUGAAAACUCCUCUUGUAAAACAGUGCUGACUAAGAAUUCAGAAAAAUGUGAAAGAGAGAUGCAAAUGGAGAAGGUAACAAUGGCUGAGACAGAGUCAGAAGGAUGCCUGAGACACCCAGAGAAGUUGGAAAAAGACAAGAAUGUUUCUGGGCUUGAUUUCUCUAAUAAGUUAUCUGAUGAUUUGAGGAAAGACAGUUGUAAAACUUCAGAUGUACAAGACACAUUUUCUGCAAAGACUUCUGAAAUAGCCAGAGAGUCAGAGGAGCAUGGAGCAGAUCUGAAUGACUUUGGAAGUGUGAAAUUUGUGGCUGCUGCUAAUGAGCCCCAGGGAGCUUUCCUAGAUCAUCAGCAGAAACAAGCAUCUCCUGCAGUGAGAUUUGAGAAGGAGGAGCUUGUCCCUGUUGUGACGAGUACCAGUGACUGUACACCUAAACAGCUCGUCAUGACGGACAUGGAAGCUCCUCCUUCACGUGGCGAGAAUGCCUUAGUGGAAGCAGAACCUGGAGUGCGCAGGGGUGAAUUAACUAUUUCAGAUUUUUCCAUAGAAAGGGGACAUAAACUGAGAGACAUUUCCCCUUCGUUUAAUUUCCUCAUAGGUGAUGGCUCAUUCUUUGGACACCUUGCUCGUCCAAGCUAUCAGUCUACUCCAGGGAUACUUGUAAACAAAACUGAGGCAGAACCUAGUGCUCGAGUGAUCAAAUCAGAUAUUCAGGCCUCUCCUUUGUGCUUAAAUGAAGAAAAUUCUGGGAACUUGUCUACCAGUACACCUACAUCUGUUGAGAAGGAACAUUCUCUUCAGUGUGCUCAGAAAGAAAAUGACAAACACUUUGAGUCUUUAAAACUGAAAUAUCCUCACACUGGAAGAAUUCAGUCACUCCCGUCACUUAGCUUCAUGGAGAAGGUGGGGAUUUGGAAUAUGAGCCAGUCAGAGAAGUUAUCUGAUGCACUGGCUUCAUCUCACCCAAGUGGAAUUUCUCCAAGAAAGAAAGCCUACAGUGCAAUUACCAGUUCUUCAAACAAUCUUUUGUCAAUGCAAAAUAGUAGUAGAAACCCUGAUGGUUAUCUCGCUGCUUCUUCUGGAGAGACACAUUCCCUGGAAAAUUUGCACUGUCAUAAUAAAAUAUUAGAGCAUGUUCACCCUCUUACUAGAUCUCAGUCUGACAACUCAGUAAAUAUCGCCGGUAGGAACAACUCCCUGACUGAUAUUGUUCAGCCAGCAACCUCAACAGAGGCGAUGCAGCCUUUAGAAGAAAGAAGCAGUAUUUUAAGAGUGUCUGAAAAUAGAUUAGGAGGCUCCAUGAUACACAAGUUUACAACUGAGGUUGUUUCUGGAGCUACUGAUAAAGAUGCUGAAAGUAACAGUACAGGACAAAGUUCAGACCUAAAUGGUUUCAUUUCCAGUGAAGGAGUUGCUCAGCUCCUUAGAGAGGAUAGAAACUCUCCAGCUGAUGACCAGAAGAAUUGUGAUGGUCUUGAAAAUCAACAGCUGCGUCAUAACUUAGAUAUUCCUACUGGUCAUGUCAGCACGGACAAUUUAGGGGAUAUUUCCCAAGAUAGUUUGAAUCUUCCUGCUAGUUCUGGGGAAGGUAGCCAGGGGGGCUCAGGGUCAGCAGUUUCCGGACACUUCUUCACCAGUGCAGAAGACGAUAACUUCAUCCCCUUUGGAACAACUUGCUUGGGAACUCCGGAAAAAGAAGAGUUUAAUAUUGAAGAAAGGAUCCCAAUAUACCUUCGCAACCUUGGCAUUGAUCAGUCACCUGGAACUAUACUGACUCCGUUUGUACCCCGAGGACCCAUCAGGGAAGUUGAAUUUUCCCCUUCAGAGCUCAGAACACUGAAAGACUCCACUGACACUCUGGCGAGGACCCAGCAGCCCCAAGGUGGAUUUCUGGCAGCAGUUGAAGUUACACAAACAAGUUUCAACUCUGGCACUUCCACUGUCAGUAUUUCUAUACCAAUGAAUUCAGCAGUUGGCUCUGAUGUUCUGUCACCUAGUGAACUCUCUCGCAGCUUCUCAAGAUGUUUUGGAGACAAACCUGUGAGUCCGUGCAGCAUGUCAUGCCACCAAGUGGAGAUAACUGCUCCGCUUUCCACACGACAGGAGGCAGAACAUUCAGCUGUCUCCAAAGUAGCUGAACCAAACCAGCACCUGCAGACUGUUUCACCUGACUGCCAUUCUGACAGAGAGAGUCCCAUGCUGGUGGCAAAACGUGUUCAGGAGCUGCUAGUUAAAAAUGAGUUGAAAGAUGUGAGUAGCAGCUCACAGAGAUGGACUGCCAGUUCUUUGGCUGGAGUUAAAGGUGAAAUGGAAGUUGAGAGAGGAUCACAAACUUCGAGUAUAGGUAGUGAGAGAGAUAAGGGGCAGGAAAGUGAUUCUCACAUUGGAUCUGGUGCAUUGCAAGAAAUCUGUAAGCUUUUGGCAGAGGCAGAGGUUAUAGCUGGCAGCUGGUGUGACCCUGUCUUUUCCGCUGCCUCUUCUAGAGAAACUGGUGAGUCUUCCCCAGUGCUGAUUGAAAAGGAGGAUGACCCCAAAUAUUCUGAGUUGGAGAAAGACAGUGUCCUUUGGUUUCAGAAGAUACUGUCACAGGAUGAGACUAUGACCCAAAGAAGUAUGCAAGAAGAGGGAUUGGUAAUAAAGCCUCUGGAUUCUCACAAAGGCAAUUUAAGAUGGGAAAGUUCUUCUGAUGUCAGUUUGCAUAGCAAUGAAGAGAUGAUAAAGGAGAUGACCAAAGAGUUUAGGAUGGGGAAAUCCGUAGGAAGGUCUGAGCCAGAAGGCUGUAGCAGUGUAACUACAGACAGAAAUCAACCUGGUUUUGUGGCUGUUGCACAAAGCAAUGCAAGUAGUGAACUCAGCACUGAAAGAAUUUCAGGGCUGGGGAAUCCUUUGUCUGAGCCUCUCGGCAGUGCUGCCAGUGUUCCAGGAAGCUUCCAGAACUUGUUGUCUAAAGCUAGUGUAGCUGGAAGCAAGGCAGGAGGCAUGCAAGAGAGCGAUGGCAGUAGUAGUGGAGAUUCACUUGCUGCCCACGUCAAAAACCUUCUGAGGAAUCCAUCUUCAGUGCCUCUAGAGAGCACCACUGAUGUCGCAGGAGGCUUCCAGAGCACGUUGUCAAAAGCCAGCAUAGCUGGAAGCAAGGCAGGAGGCAUGCAAGAAAGUGACGGCAGUAGCAGUGGAGAUUCGCUUGCUGCCCAUGUCAAAAGCCUGCUGAGGAAUCCUCCUUCAGAGCCUCUAGGCAGCAUCACAGAUGUCCCAGGAGGCUUCCAGAGCAUGUUGUCGAAAGCCAGUGUAGCUGGAAGCAAGGCGGGAGGCAUGCAAGAGAGCGAUGGGAGUAGCAGCGGUGACUCGCUGGCAGCCCGUGUCAAAAGCCUGCUGAGAAGUGGAUCACCUGCAAUCCGUGCAACACAAAUUCUGAGUGGUGCGGAUGAAGAGGAGAGGAAAGCACGAGCAUGGGUGAAGCUAAAGCUGGCCAGCCGAUCUCAGGAAUCUGUGUCAGACUUGAAUGAAGAGGACCGACAAAGAAUAGAGGAGAUAAAGGCGGAGCUGCUUCUGAGUGCCAAGAAAUCUGGACUAGCCAAGGGUGCACGGAGUUGCAGUUUGGAAGCUGCUUCUGGCUAUGGCCGUAAUCAGGAACAGGACCUCGACUGUUUCAAAGCUUUGAGUGACAAAAGCUUUCAUGCUGACAGCCAAACACAAGCCUCCAGGGCUAAGGAGCUUUUAGAGCCAAACUUCCAACAAGUCGUCCUGCCUUUAUACAGAGCUAAUCCUCCUGAUCCUUGCCUUCUGAAGGAUACACCCUUUAAAUCUCUGAGUGCUGUUCAAACGCCUAUCUGCAGCCAGCAUCAGCCGGUUGCAAGUAGUCAUUCUGCUGGCGUCGUUGGACUUCACUCACCGCUGUGGAAGGAAUGGGACAGACGUGUGGUGAGGUCUGCAGCUGCUUCUGAUGUGCAAACAGAAGUGCAUUUGCCAGCUCAGAAGAAGCUGUCUUUUCCAAAGUGUUCCGAAGAGAUGGCUAAGCAAAUUACCUCUAUCACCUUUUCAUCCCGAAAACGUUUUCAGUCCCCUCUGACUUCCAUGGCACUCGGUGGCAGUCUUAGUGGAGAUGGUCUCGAUGGGUUAAUGCCUUUGGAGGUUGGUUCUGCUAGCGCUGAGGACCAGAGCCAUGGCAAGCAACGUUGGGAAAGAUCUCAGGCUUGUUCCCCUUCAAGUCCAGUUCUCGCUGGCUCACAGUCUAAUGAGAUGGCAUUUACUGCUGACAGAGCCAGGUUUCAUCACGUCUCUGCUGGCAGUGACAGAGCUGGAGCUUACCGAGAAACAGACUGUUUGUCAGAUCAGGAUUCUGUAAGCAUCCGUGCUGAUGAGAGACAGACCCUUAGUGCAAAAAAUCCUGACAUUCUGUCUCAAGAUGUGAGUGAAUCGGGCAGGCGUAGUGCCAGAAUCCUGGGGCCAGACGCUGUUGCAAGAUUCAGUCAAGGUAUGAAUGGGGUUUGUGAACCCCAUUCUGCGACCUUUAAUCAGCAGGAGGAGAGCAGCCCUCCUGGCCACAUCCAGUUGUGUGAGAGCUUCGAGGAUUCCCAUCCAGCCAUACAAACUGACUUACUGAAGGGCCACGUUAAGCCGGUGGAAGAAGAGCAACGUCCUUCUGAUGCUGUGCCUCUCGUUCAGAAAGAGGCUUUGGGAGAGCAAAUCGAUCAGCCGUUACUGCUGCCGUAUAAACCUUCUGGAAGCACUGGGAUGUAUUAUGUUCCUUAUCUCAAAGCAGGAUCCAAAAUUUCUCCAGUUGGAUCAGAAACUAGUGUUCAGAGCUCUCACUCAGGAUCAAAUGAUGCUCUUCCCUCAAGGUUUCCAGCAAAUGCUCUUGGUUUAAGAGAUGAUCAUCCUCCAGACAGUACAGCUAUCAAGCAUAAAGAAGGAAUCUACAGUAAGAGGGCUAAGCCCAAGAUAGCCUGGGCUGAGGAACAAAUGAUACCCCUCGAGGCUGCCCCAGAACACACGGAUCACUUAAAAUCUGUGAAAACCACUCACUCAGUCUUCAAGUCUGCCCAGUUCUACCUUCAUCGUCCCAUGUCCAUGCGUGAGAGCUCCUUCCAGUCGAACAGCGAGCUCUCGGAGGACGGUUCUGGUUUUGGACGUGCUAGACCUGCCUCAAGUGCUGUCUUCCAGAACUGGAAGAAUGCACAUCGCCAUAAACAUGUUUUUUCUGCCCAUCGUAAAAACGAUGGUGAAAACGAGUUCUUCCCGCUCGCUGCAGAAGCAGAUUAUAGCAAGAACGAGGAUCUAAACGUCGGUACGUCACCGGAGAGUGAAAUGUCAGGAAAUGAGCUGCUUCAACACGGCAGAAGAGAUGCAGAACAAAAGGCAGCUAAAAGUUAUCCUGUAGCAUUUAGCCAAACAACUUGUCUUCGUGAGAAUGUGGAGAAAGACCUGCCGACAAGACAGAGAACCCACUCCACUGGUAGCUUGGAUGACCUCUGGGUUAAGUUCCUGGAGCGCCAGAAGAGAUACCAGCACCAUGAUUAUAGGGGUAGCGGCGAGCUGUCCCUCGUUGAGCGCCUCGAUCGAUUGGCCAGGGUCCUUCAGAAUCCCAUUAAGCACACGCUAAUACCAGCAAAAGCAGGAAAGAAUGUUUUUGAAAGAAAAUAUAAGGUAAGAGAGCAGAAGAAAGUAAGGCUGCCAGAAAAGAGCACAUCUGAAAGUACCUCGGAGCCUCAUGCAGCAUGUGUUGAAGAAAGGCCAUUUAUCAACCAUGAUGAAAAUAGCUUUGUUGAGCUUAGGAAAAGUAGGUCAGGAGAGAAAAGGAUCUGCCACAUGCAUAAAAUUUUGGAGCACCAGCAGUACUUGGAAACUCCUAGUGACACUUCCUCGGAGAGCAGGCUUAGUAAAGAUCACUACACCACAAUCAGUUCCACCAUCUCUGAAUCAGAUGGGGUAACCCAAACAGAGCUGGAAACUGUUACUCAGACCGAGGUGAGCAGUUCCAUUUCCACCAUCGACACCGCCAGGCUCAUCAGGGCUUUCGGGCAUGAAAGAGUGCGGGUGUCACCAAGGCUUUCCCAGCUUUAUUGCACCAUCAGCCAGCAGAAGAGUCGCUCUGAAAUGUGGGACGAGGGAAGCAGCAAAGCAGUGGGCGUAGAAUAUCCCAAGGUUACUGCUGAGAAACACAGGAAACGGAAAGAGACCCAGGUACGUGAUCAGUUAGACCAAAAGAAGGCAGUCCGUGUUUCAUUGGAUUCAACUUCUUCAAGCAGCAGUUCCUGGGGGCCAAGCUCAGCUCUUAGUAACAAGCGACGAACGCGGAUGUUAAACAAAGGUGUCCAAGCAGGAGACUUGGAGAUUGUGAACAGUGCAACUAAGAAAAACACUCGAGAUGUUGGUGUGACUUUUCCUACGCCAAGGUCCAGCCAGCCAAAUCAACGGCCACGGAAACCCUGGCAUCGUGUCGACGGUAUUUUUGGAGAGUCAGCUGGUGUGGUCACAGAUCAUCAGGCAGCGGGAAGCAAGGGAAUUUCAUGGUUUGUCCAAGCAGAGGAUUUGAAAUCUGAAUCUAGGAAAGAAAACUUUUCCAGUUCUUGUCCUGGUCCAUCUUGGUUUGAACCACUGACCACCACUAAGCCCUGGAGGGAGCCUCUCCGAGAGAAGAACUGGCAAGAGCAGCAGCACAGCAGCGUGACUCAGCCAGCAGCUCCAGAAAGAGGUGCUGAGACCAGGUCCUUUCGGCCACUUGUGAAGCUUACACUACAGGAGGCUCUUGCAGUGCAUCGCCCAGAUUUCAUCUCCCGCUCUGGCGAGCGUGUGAAGCACCUGAAGCUUGUCAUGGAGGAAAGGAGGAUACAGAGCGUGCUGCAGUCUGAACGCGAAGAGCUAUUUAACCCUCCGGAGAAGAGGAAGGGCUACAGGAAUGCAAGUCACAUGCUGUCUGACAGAGGUUAUCUGAUUAAAGAAAAGAGAAGAACAAUUCCCAAGAGUGAAAUGGUUCAAAGGUCUAAACGGAUCUACGAGCAGCUGCCAGAGGUGCAGAAGAAGCGAGAGGAAGAGAAACGAAAAUUGGAAUACAACUCGUACCGCCUCAAAGCACAGCUUUACAAAACGAAAAUCACCAACCGUGUCUUAGGGAGGAAGGUGCCUUGGAACUGAUAAGGAUCUCCUCUUCGAAUGAAAGCGUGUUGUGCUUAGGAAACUCUGCAGCAUCUUCCUCUGUAAGGGAGAUGGUGAAGUGAAAUAGAUAAUGCAGUAAAUACCGUGCAAUGUUAUGUUUUGUGGCAUUCAGUGAUGUCUUUUUGUACUAAUAGAAUCUUGCCAUAUUUUUUAAGAUAUUAAAGGAUCAGUGGUGCGAAGUGAAUGACAGAUUUUUAAAUCAGUGGCUGCUGUUUCUAGUGCUGUUAUGGACUUCCAAAAUACUUUUUGGCAGUACUUGAUUCAUAAUAUAUUUAUAACUACGUGAUGGAAAUAGGAGUUUUAUAUACAUUUUAAAUAGUUUUUAACAAUUAUUUUUUUUAAUUUCCUAUUUCAUUGUAGAAAACCUGUUUGUAAUUGUUUUGUACUGGAAAAAAAAAUUAAAUAACAUCAGGUGAAUUUGUAGCAGCUCUUGUAGCAAUCAUGAAAUAUAUUUUCACGGUCCUUAUGGACAAGAUGGAAAAAAAAAAUGUGCUGUCGUCACCACUGACUCUACCCAGGACUCAGUUAAGAACUUACAGUGCAGCUGUGGCAGAUGUUUAAGCUGGACAUCAAUAGUACCAGAGAUUGAAGGUGUCACGACUGAGUUUUCUGUUUGAUUGGUUUGCUCUCUUUCUGUGUUAACAGCAGAGUCUAAUCCAAGAAUUUUUAUUAUUAUUAUAUUUUAUUUUUUUUUACUAUUUUGAGAGUUUCUAAGGUUUGCCAGGGAAAGUCCCCUUCACUUCAUUAGAUGCUUUUAUAUUCACAGGAUGGUUGGUUAUGCGCUUAAUGAGCAACACAGUGGUAAAAGAUGAAAAAUAAAGAUUGUGUUCUUGGUGAUAGAA
This is a messenger RNA of Oxyura jamaicensis (ruddy duck), 9008 nucleotides long. Its product is annotated as Alstrom syndrome protein 1-like. Gene Ontology annotation, cellular component: centriole; centrosome; cytosol. Bases 1 to 8145 code for a protein of 2714 amino acids. Gene Ontology annotation, biological process: regulation of centriole replication. The transcript has 19 exons. The record is from RefSeq and is a predicted model, not a curated record. NCBI's taxonomy places the organism in Eukaryota, Metazoa, Chordata, Aves, Anseriformes, Anatidae.